UACAUACCAUAUACAUAAUGUUGCCAAAGUGUACGACUUUUGGCAAAAGGUUUAGCAAAUUUAGUUAGUCUGAAGUAAGCUAUUCCGAAGCCAUAUAAAUUUUAUGAGGAUAAGCUCCAAACAAAUUCCGUCAUAAUGGCUUAUUCCUGGGAUAACCGUGUCGAUUUUGUCGUUCGGUAUAUGUAUGAUAUUGACAACAAUGGAUUUCUGGACCAAAAUGAUUUUCUUUGUAUGGCAGUAAGAGCAUGUGUCGUAGAAGGAAAAGGUGAUUGCAGCACUGCUCGAUUGGAUGAUUAUAAAAAGCUAAUGAAAAAUUUAUGGGAUGAAAUCUCUGCUAUUGCUGACGACGAUAAGGAUGGCAAAAUAUCCAAUCAAGAAUUUAAGGAUGCUGUAAAAAAAACAUGUGUGGGUAAAAAGUACGAAGAAUUUCCACAGGCAAUGAGAGCAUUCAUUGAAUCAAACUUCAAGCUUCUUGACAUAGACAGCGAUGGAGUAGUCGGAGUUAAAGAAUAUCGUUAUAACUGUAUAACUAGAGUAGCCAUCGACGAUAUUACUCCAAUUGAUAAAGCCUUUGAAACAUUGUUGAAUGACGAGGAUCGGAAACGUGGCGGUCUCUCCCUAGAUCGCUAUAAGGAACUAUAUGGUCAAUUUUUGGGAAACACAGCCGAUAAUCAUCCAGCAGUAAAUCUCUUUGGGCCCUUAUAAACAUGGUUUACAAUUAAUUGUCUUCGCUGUUGUUCAACAACUAUUUAUUAAGUUUUAUUUGUAAUUACUAUGACUUUAAAUUUUCUACCGUAUAGAAAUAAUACAUUCAUAUCAUUUUGUGUAGAAUCGUCAGAUGAGUUCGUUAUAUUUAAUGCUUUAUAAUACGUUAAGUACAA
Molecule: messenger RNA, 881 nt
Organism: Drosophila mauritiana
Lineage: Eukaryota; Metazoa; Arthropoda; Insecta; Diptera; Drosophilidae
Gene: Scp1
Product: sarcoplasmic calcium-binding protein, alpha-B and -A chains
Exons: 6
Coding region: 136-705 (189 amino acids)
Molecular function (GO): calcium ion binding
Source: RefSeq, a predicted model, not a curated record